Messenger RNA from Periophthalmus magnuspinnatus, 2548 nucleotides. RefSeq names its product solute carrier family 12 member 8 (gene slc12a8). NCBI's taxonomy places the organism in Eukaryota, Metazoa, Chordata, Actinopteri, Gobiiformes, Gobiidae. Gene Ontology annotation, biological process: chloride ion homeostasis; potassium ion homeostasis; cell volume homeostasis. The coding region runs from base 220 to 2493 and encodes 757 amino acids. The transcript has 14 exons. The record is from RefSeq and is a predicted model, not a curated record. Gene Ontology annotation, molecular function: potassium:chloride symporter activity. Gene Ontology annotation, cellular component: membrane.
AGGCCCUGCCAAAACCAACACUUUCCUUCUACAAAGCUACACCCUGGAAGUUUACCAGAGACAGCAGGCUUAUCUGACUGCUACCUGCUGCACUGCACACCUCUCCCAAACACGAUCCCUCCAGGCCAACUGCGUGGAAACCUGAUGAAAACAAGCAAUAAUGCAGGAUUUAUUAAAGCUGCAGGCAACGACUACAUAAAAUGAGUCCUGUUUUUUUGCAUGUUUACUCAUAUUUUAACACGAAAAAGAGUCGAGGAAGAACAAACACAGUUUACAAUGGAAGGUUUACCUGUAGGCUGGACAGUGCACAGCUAUGACCAUGGAGGAGGAGAAGGAGAAGGAGGAAAAGGUGGUUUGCUAAAAGAUGGAAAAUCUCCCAAAUUACAUGUUUAUGAAUUGUUCCAUGAAGAUGCACAGGGUUUCCUGGUGUCCAGUCAGCCCUGGUGGAGAGUAAAGCUCUUUGUUUGGGAGCCAGUCCUCUUUGGUACAUGGGAUGGCGUCUUCACCUCCUGCAUGAUCAACAUAUUUGGUGUGGUGCUAUUUCUGCGAACUGGCUACCUCGUGGGGAACACCGGAGUGCUGCUGGGCAUGUUCCUAGUCUCAUUGGUGGUUGUCGUGGCUCUGGUGACGGUGUUUUCGGGUGUCGGGAUCAGUGAGCACUGUGGAGUCGGAGGAGGAGGGAUCUACUCCAUGAUCUCCUGUGUCCUGGGCGGCAGGGUGGGAGGGACAGUUGGACUCCUGUAUGUGUUUGGACAGUGUGUAGCGGGGGCCAUGUACAUCACAGGUUUCUCAGAGUCAGCUGCGGUGUUGUUGGGUCUUCAGCAGCAGUGGGCAGUGCGGACCGUGUCUGCGGUUGUACUCCUGGCUCUGCUCGGUAUAAACCUGGCCGGUGUGAAGUGGAUCGUACGUCUGCAGCUGCUUCUGUUGGCAGUGCUCGCAGUGUCCACUCUGGACUUUGUCAUUGGCACCUUCACCCACCUCGAUCCCGAGCACGGCUUUGUUGGUUAUACCGAAGAACUACUCCAAAGUAAUUCAAUGCCAGAUUACAGCCCAGGGGAAAGUUUCUUCACUGUGUUUGGAGUCUUCUUUCCGGCUGCUACAGGGGUUAUGGCAGGCUUCAACAUGAGCUCCGACCUUCAGAGGCCUGAACACAACAUCCCAGUGGGAACGCUUGCAGCUGUCUUCACCUCGUGGUUCCUGUAUCUGGUCUUUGUCUUUCUUCUGGGGGCCAUCUGCACUAGAGAAACACUGCGCUAUGACUUCUUAAUAGCAGAAAAGGUCUCCUUGGUGGGUUUCCUCUUUCUCCUCGGACUCUACAUCUCAUCCUUGGCUUCAUGCAUGGGCGGCUUGUACGGAGCUCCCAGAAUCCUUCAGUGCAUAGCUCAGGAGCGGGUCAUCCCUGGUCUCUCCUUCCUGGGACAAGGGAAAGGCCCUAACAAGACACCAGUGGCUGCAAUUUGCCUCACCGGCCUGUUGACCAUGGCUUUUGUAUUGAUAGGACAAGUGAACAUUUUGGCCCCUAUAGUCACAAUCAACUUCAUGCUAACAUACAGCUUCAUCGACUACUCUUUCUUUUGUGUGGCUAUUACCUACCAACUUCAGACUAAAGACAAAAAGAAAACACACUUCUUGGCCAAACAAAAGGAAUGUAGGACCGCUCCAAGUAUCUGUAGACCGCUGAUUGAAAAUAACCUCCCAAACUAUGGCAGUGGAGACCUGAGUCCACAGAAAAAAGGGACACUUUUGGAAUUUACAAAUGACAUGAAUCAAAUAUUUCCAAAUGACGGUGAAUCUAUGAAAGAUCUCUCCACCAAAGAACAAAAAUGCAACAGCAAGAGAAAAGUAGAUGUUAAGCAGAUGCUAAUGAACAGUUUUGAUUUAAAAAGUGAACAAUCAAAAUAUGUGGAUGGACAAGAGGAGGGAAAGACAAGCAAUUUGACAUGUGCUGACACAGCUGACCGAGGAUCUGUGCUCACAAAGGACAAGGAGCUUCACCCACCUGUGGAGCAAAACAUCAACACAGUUUUAGAUGAUGAAGUUUCCAAAGACCAUGGAAGCAUUGAAAUAAAACCUAUUACCAACUCAUUUUAUCAAAAGGUCUGCAACCACUGGAUAGCUCUGAUUGGGGCUUUCGGCUCUAUUAUGAUCAUGUUUGUUAUUGAAUGGAUCUAUGCACUGGCAAACAUAUCAGUGGCCUUGCUGCUUUUCUUUUACAUUGGAAAAACAAACCCUGGACUACCUUUAGGUAUCGCUGCUCGGUUCAGCUUUUUUAAAUGGCUGAAAACAACACUGAAAAAUAUUGGCAGGGAAAACAGCCUCCCUCAGGAUGAGAUAGUUUUGACACCGUCCCUUCCCGGCGUCGGAUUGAAAACUAAACAAUUGACUGAAGAAAACGCUGAUUUUGCCUCUCGACUCAAAUAUCACCAGUCUUCUUUCAUUGGGCCGGACAACAUGGUUCAACCGACACUGUCUGAAGUUAAUAGUCUUAAAUGACAAUGGGAGAAUCCACAUGUUUCUGUCUGUAAAUAAAAUGAUUGCAAAUGAACAA